This is a messenger RNA of Paramecium tetraurelia, 805 nucleotides long. RefSeq lists its product as uncharacterized. The record is from RefSeq and is a predicted model, not a curated record. The transcript is spliced from 4 exons. Lineage: Eukaryota; Ciliophora; Oligohymenophorea; Peniculida; Parameciidae.
AUGGAUCCUAAUGCCUAAAUCAAUGAGAGGUACACAAAAUUAUAGGAAAAAUUGGGGGCUCUUUAAUUCGAAGUUGAUAACACAAAGGAUGCAAAAAUUGAUGAAAUUUAUGACAGAAUCAAUUAAGCUAAAAGUGAAUUGAAGGAUAUUAUCAAUAAUUACAGUGAAUAACUUGGAUAACUGACAGGUUAAUUCCAAGAUCUAACAAAAUAAUUUGAAAAACAAAAUGAAAAAUAUAGUUCCUCACAUGAACAAAAGUUAAAAGAAAUCAAGAAUUUAGAGAGCAAACUAUAGAAAAAGCUGGAUGACGAUACUAAAGCUAAUAGAGAACAAAGCGAAUAAGUAUUGUCUGGCUACGAUUAAUAAGUUUAAGAAUUACUUUAAUAGAUAGGGUAGGAAAUUAAAGUGAGAAACUAAUAAGUAAAUAUCAUAAAUACAACUUUACAAAAUGAUUUACCUACAUUGUGGUAAUAUAAUGUUUAAGAAAAUUAAGAAAGAGUUCAAGAAGAUCAAUCUAUUGUGAAAAAAGCAAGUUAAGAAAUUUCCAAAUUGUUUGAUUAAGCUAAUCAAGGUAAAUCGCAAAGAGAAGAUGCAGAAGUUGGUAUAUUCAACAUGCUCAAAGAAGUUGUUAUCAGAGUCAAAAGCGAAUUAGAAGAAGAAAGAUAAGUAAGGAUGGAUGGACAUGAAGCAUUAUUAUCAAUCUUAGAAGAAGCUUAUGAGAAAAUGGAAGAGACACAUGCCAAAGUAUAAAAAUAGAAGGCUGCCCUUUAAGAAUCAAAAUGAUAUAUAAUAAUCAGUUUAUUUU